Messenger RNA from Misgurnus anguillicaudatus (oriental weatherfish), 4684 nucleotides. Its product is annotated as glutamate receptor ionotropic, kainate 2. Gene Ontology annotation, cellular component: membrane. Gene Ontology annotation, molecular function: signaling receptor activity; ligand-gated monoatomic ion channel activity. Lineage: Eukaryota; Metazoa; Chordata; Actinopteri; Cypriniformes; Cobitidae. The record is from RefSeq and is a predicted model, not a curated record. Gene Ontology annotation, biological process: monoatomic ion transport.
CGCGCACACACGCACAGUCUCCGUGACCGGUGCGGCAGUAUCGCGUGCACUCAUGAGAUCUUCCUCUGCACUCAUGCGUGGAUUUCCUCCUCAUUUCCACGCGCACACACACACGGACCACUGACGAUCAUGCCGUGACGCGUCCCGCGUGUCCGUGAAGCUGGAUGUGGUGAUGAUGAUGAUGAUGGUUGUGAUGAUGAUGGUGUGGUUACCGGGGCUCGUGAUCAGACUGACGCUGCUGAUGUUUGUCGCGGGUUCGAGCGGGAUGCCGCACGUGCUGAGAUUCGGUGGGAUUUUCGAGUCGAUCGAGAGCGGACCCUCAGGACCAGAAGAACUCGCCUUUAAAUUUGCACUAAACACCAUCAACAGGAACCGAACACUUCUGCCCAACACCACGCUCACGUAUGACAUCCAGAGAAUCAACGUUUUUGACAGUUUUGAGGCUUCCAGGAAAGCCUGUGAGCAGCUCUCUCUGGGCGUGGCAGCGAUCUUUGGCCCCUCCCACAGCUCAUCAGCCAAUGCGGUUCAGUCCAUAUCUAACGCCCUGGGCGUCCCUCACAUUCAGACGCGAUGGAAACAUCAGGUGUCCGAUAACAGAGACUCGUAUUAUGUCAGUCUGUAUCCAGAUUUCUCAUCUCUGAGUCGGGCCAUACUGGACCUCGUCCAUUUCUUCAGAUGGAGGACGGUCACUGUGGUCUAUGAUGACAGCACUGGUCUCAUCCGUCUACAGGAGCUCAUUAAAGCUCCAUCCCGAUAUAACAUUCGGCUGAAAAUCCGACAGCUUGCUUCAGACACCAAGGAUGCCAAACCGCUACUGAAAGACAUGAAAAAGGCCAAAGAGUUUCAUGUUAUAUUUGACUGUAGUCAUGAGAUGGCCGCUUGGAUCCUCAAACAGGCUCUUUCUAUGGGAAUGGUGACAGAAUAUUAUCAUUACAUCUUUACUACACUGGAUCUGUUUGCGCUGGAUAUGGAGCCGUAUCGGUUCAGUGGAGUAAAUAUGACUGGAUUCAGGAUCCUGAACACAGAGAGUCAGCAGGUCUCAUCCAUCAUUGAGAAAUGGUCAAUGGAGCGACUGCAGGCGCCACCCAAACCUGACUCAGGUCUACUGGACGGCUUCAUGACGACGGAUGCCGCUCUCAUGUAUGAUGCUGUUCAUGUUGUCGCUGUGGCCGUUCAGCAGUCACCUCAAAUCACUGUGAGCUCACUGCAGUGUAACAGACACAAACCCUGGCGAUUCGGAGGAAGAUUCAUCGGCCUUAUUAAAGAGGCUUCCUGGGAUGGACUGACGGGUCGAAUUCUCUUCAACAAAACUAACGGCCUGAGAACAGACUUUGAUUUGGAUGUCAUCAGUCUUAAAGAGAAUGGACUGGAAAAGAUAGGCACAUGGGAUCCUCCUCGCGGACUCAACAUGACAGAAAACCACAAGAGUAAAAUGACCAACAUCACUGACUCACUGUCCAACAAAUCACUGCGUGUGUCCACUAUAUUGGAGGAACCGUAUGUUAUGUUCAAAAAAUCUGAUAAACCUCUCUAUGGCAAUGACCGGUUCGAAGGUUUCUGUGUGGACCUGCUUCGGGAACUUUCAGGAAUCCUGGGCUUCCGUUACGAGAUCCGAUUGGUGGAGGACGGAAAGUACGGAGCGUUCGAGGAGAGCACGGGCCAGUGGAACGGCAUGGUCCGUGAGCUGAUGGAUCAUAAAGCAGACCUGGCCGUGGCACCGCUGACCAUCACAUACGUCCGUGAGAAGGUGAUCGAUUUCUCCAAACCCUUCAUGACUCUGGGCAUCAGCAUCCUGUACCGUAAACCCAACGGCACGAACCCCGGAGUCUUCUCUUUCCUCAAUCCUCUCUCACCUGAUAUCUGGAUGUAUAUACUACUGGCCUGCUUGGGUGUCAGCUGUGUGCUGUUUGUCAUAGCCAGGUUCAGUCCAUAUGAGUGGUACAAUCCUCAUCCAUGUAAUCCUGACUCAGAUGUGGUGGAGAAUAACUUUACACUGCUCAACAGUUUCUGGUUUGGUGUUGGAGCUCUCAUGAGACAGGGUUCUGAGCUCAUGCCUAAAGCUCUGUCCACGAGGAUCGUGGGAGGAAUCUGGUGGUUUUUUACCCUCAUUAUUAUUUCAUCCUACACUGCAAAUCUGGCCGCUUUUCUGACCGUGGAGCGAAUGGAGUCACCCAUCGACUCUGCAGAUGAUCUGGCCAAACAAACAAAGAUUCUGUACGGCGUGGUGGAGGACGGCGCUACCAUGACUUUCUUUAAGAAAACUAAAAUCUCCACGUAUGAUAAGAUGUGGGAGUUCAUGAACAGCCGUCGACAGUCGGUGAUAGUCAAAAGCGUUGAGGAAGGAAUCCAGCGGGUUCUUACAUCAGAUUAUGCAUUCCUGAUGGAGUCCACGGCUAUCGAGUUUGUCACCCAGCGUAACUGUAACCUCACGCAGGUCGGAGGACUCAUCGACUCCAAAGCGUACGGUGUCGGGACGCCAAUGGGUUCUCCGUACAGAGACAAGAUCACCAUUGCCAUCCUGCAGUUACAGGAGGAGGGUAAACUUCACAUGAUGAAGGAGAAGUGGUGGAGAGGAAACGGAUGCCCGGAGGAGGACAGCAAGGAGGCGAGCGCGCUCGGCGUACAGAACAUCGGUGGGAUCUUCAUCGUUCUGGCCGCAGGAUUGGUGCUGUCUGUGUUUGUGGCCGUCGGGGAAGUGCUGUACAAAUCCAAACAGAAUGCUCAGAUAGAGAAGCGAUCGUUCUGCAGUGCGAUGGUCGAGGAGCUCAGGGUGUCUCUGAAAUGCCAGCGGCGACGGAAACAGAAAGCUCAGCCGCCGGCCAUCGUAAAAACAGAGGAAGUUAUUAACAUGCAUACCUUUAAUGACAGGAGGCUCCCAGGGAAAGAGACCAUGGCGUGAACGGCCACCGGGUGGCGCCAGAGAGGCCUGGAUAUAUCCCAUAAUGCCUCUCAAAUCCUGCACUCCUGUAACUGUCGUCCGACUGACGGACGCGAAAAUGUUUCCUGUGGAAAUCCGGAUACCUGAGCACUUCAGAACACAAACAUUAUACUGACACGAGUUUACUGAAUCCCAAACCACAGAGACACACACACAGCUGAGACUGAAAUGUCUGUGUUUCUGUAUCUGACUGGAUGUUCAGCAUAAAAGAAUUCAUUUAACAUUGCUUAUUUUUGUUUUUUUAAGUGGAUGAAAUAAAGUAAAUGUUUGAAAUGUGGUAAUUGGAUCUGAUACCUAAAUAUCAGCAGUAAUGAACACAUUUAGAGAUCCUGUUAAACCCGUCUGCUGCAGGGUUAUCAAGCGACUGAACGCUUGAUCAGCAGCCCAUUUUUUUUUUCAUUCAUUUCUUCAUAUGAAGUUAAGGAAUUGUUCAUUAAAGAGCUCUGAGCUGUGAACCGAUACGGUCUAACAUGAACCACAACAUUAAACUUUGAUUUGAAGUAAAAGUAUUUGAAAAUCAAAGACAAAGUACAAGACUGCGACUGUCUUUAUAAGACAAAGAGUUACACAUGGCACCAAUCAUUCGAAUGACAUUGAAUCAAAAACAGCACAAUAUUGAACUGUUAAAUUAAAAUAAUUGAUUAUAAACUUUAAAAAAUUACCCUUUAAAAAAUAGAGACGAUAAAUGGGAUUUUUAUUGCCCAAUCUUGUGUCUUAUGACACAGAAAUUAAAUGUGGGUUCAAACAAAUGAUCUGGUUUCUGUUGAUAAACAACCUGCAUUACUUUAACAAAUUAAAUCAUCCAAAAAAUGAUUAUCGACUUUUACACACAGCCGUUGUCUUUAAUAAAAACCUUUAACAGCAUCUCUGGUGUAAUGAGGUCAGACAUAAGCUGAGACAUCAAAUCUAAACUAACCACACAUAACUUCCUGCUUACAGAAGAUUAAUUCAGAAAGAAAUGAAGGAACUGAAUCUGUUUAUCACUCAUGAUCUGCAGCUAAACAAAAUUUAAUCUGGUUAAAUAAAUGUUAUUCUCCAUUACCAGUAAAUGAUGUGUUUCACCAAUUUAAUGUAUUUAUGACCAAUAUCAGUUAGAACAAUGAAUUCAUGAAAACAUUGUGCUCAGAAAUAUCCUCAUCUGAAAUAAAGACAGUGAUAGAAUUAAGAGAUGAAUUAUAUACAAUAAUGUCCCAUCAUCAGAUAUGUGUUGAGUUUAAACUGAAUGUUUAUGUUGCUGAUGAUGUCAUCAAUCACUCGAGCCAAAGUUCUGUCAAAGUUUAGAUAAACUUCAACUUUUCUAGAAAGCCUUUCUACUAGAAUCCAUUCGGUCUGUUACGGGCAACCCAACUUUGUUUGUCAUUCAGCAGAUUUAUAAUAAGAAAUAAAAAGCAGUUUUUGUACAGAUUUUGUAGUAAGUCUUUAUAUUGGUGUGUCCGAGUUGAUUUAGGUUAAACAGAAGGUCAGACAGAACUGUUGAAAUUAAACAACGUCUGUCCAUAAACUAUCAUCUUUAUUAUUUAACAAGCAUUUUGUUCUGUUUUUUUGUGUGUGUAAUGUUUGGGUUUUAUCUGAAGGGUAAAUCUCUCUAUCUCUGACUGAGAUCUUUCUGUAUUAUACUGUACUGAGACAACUCUAUGGAUUUGGGUUUAAUCUACAGGGACCUUUGGAAAAGAACUAUGUUUGAAUAGUAUCAGGUGAAGAACUGUUCAAAGCUCAACUUGUAAUAAAAACAGAUAUUAUACUGUG